UCCGACGAAAAAGCUCUCAUUGCUAAUGAAAGUUCAAAUUAAUGGCAUCGGCGACUAGGUCUCAUUUGCAAUGAAAAUCUCCGAAGUGUUAAAUCGGCUUGUUUUGGUAUAAAUUGUGAAAUUAGCUCCAAAUAUCAAUGUGUAUCGUGCAUUGAGGGAAAACAAAAACGAAAUUCUUUUAAAGAUACUGGUGAAAGAGCUACGGAGUUACUGGAAGUGGUGCACUCUGAUUUACUUGGUCCAUUUAGAGAAAAAUCUUUCUCGGGAAACUGUUAUUUAUUAACAUUUGUGGAUGAUUUUUCCAGAAAAGUUUUUGUUUACCCAAUUAAACGAAAAUCAGAGGUUUUUGAAAGAUUUAUGGAAUUUAAGAAAUCUGUGGAAAAUGAAUGUUCAAGUGACAACGAACAGAAUAUGUAAACAACAGAUUAUCCGAUUUUCUGAAGAACCAUGGAAUAAAACACCAGAAAACCUGUCCAUACACACCUGAACAAAAUGGGGUGGCAGAAAGAAUGAAUAGGACUGUGGUAGAAAGGAUGCGUUGUAUGUUAUUCGACAGCAGUUUAAGUGAAAAAUUUUGGGCAGAAGCUGCUGUGACUUCUGUAUAUCUCAUAAACCGAGUUCCAUGCAGGGGAAAUUCCCGUACUCCAGAGGAACUUGGGCAAAUAAAAAUCCUACAUUAAAACAUUUAAGAGUAUUUGGUUGCAAAGCUAUGGUUCACGUACCAAAACAGAAGCGGUCGAAAUUGUCGAAAAAGUCCAUUGAAAGUAUAUUAGUUGGGUACAGUUCAGAGUCAAAGGCGUAUCGACUGUUUGAUCCAGUAAGAAAAGAAAUCAUUACCAGCAGAAAUGUGUUUUUUUUUCGAAAACGAAUUUCUUGGUGAAACUCUAAAUAAAAAUCAAAAUUUGUAUUUUCCAGAAGUGUAAAAAGAGAUUAAUUCUGAAGGUGUCAAUUCAGGGGAAAGUACGUCAGUAGAAUUGCCAAUGGCGAGAGAACCAGAAAUAGAAAGUACUUCAGAAGAUUUGCCAAUUGCUGGAGAAUCAGAAAAUGAUAUAUUGGAUUUACCACCAAAUGCUGAAAAUAAUUCAACAAGCAGUGAAGAAGAUUUCUUUGAUAGCAUAAUGCUGGAAACAGGACACAAUGACGAACAUUCUGAAAUCCCAUCGUUGGAACUUUCCGAAGCAGUAACUGAAAAUAUUCAAAUUGGACGUUCUGAGAGGAUAGCAAAUAGGCCUAAACGUUCAUUUGUAUUUAGUGCUUUGGAGUUCGUGUCUAAUGACCCAACAAAUUUAUCUGAAGCAAUUUUUUCUCCUUAUUCUGAGGAAUGGAAGCAAGCUAUGAAAGAAGAAUACGAUACUUUGAUUGCAAAUAAAACUUGGAUUUUAACGGAUUUACCAUCUGACAAGAAAGCAAUUCCUGCAAAGUGGGUUUUUAAAACGAAAAUUGGUGCAAAUAACAAGGUAUUGCGAAGAAAAGCAAGCUUGGUGGCAAAAGGUUAUAGCCAAGAAAAAGGAGUAGACUACAACGAAAUUUUUGAUCCUGUGAAUUUAUUGCAUUCGACUGAUGCUCCUUUCCCCGAAUACAAAACACAAUCAUUAAAGAAAUCAAAAUUUAUUCUUCCGCAUUAUGGAGUUUUCAAAGGCAUUUGGGACUGGGUGAUACUGGUAUCAACAUUCUAUGUAGCAAUAUUGGUUCCAUACAAUGCCGCAUUUGCCAAAGCCGAUCGCCAAACUAUGGUGUCUGAUGUCAUAGUUGAAGCGUUGUUCAUUUCAGAUAUAGUUCUCAAUUUUCGAACGACGUUUGUCUCGAGCAAAGGAGAAGUAGUUUUAGAUUCAAGAUUAAUUGCGCUUAAUUACUUGAAAGGAUGGUUCAUUGUGGAUUUGCUUGCAGCGCUGCCCUUUGAUCAUUUAUACGCAUCGGAUUUAUAUGACGGAGAGGAAUCGCAUAUACAUCUGGUGAAACUUACGCGACUGCUUCGAUUAGCGCGUUUACUGCAAAAAAUGGAUAGAUAUUCCCAAUACACGGCUAUGAUACUUACGUUGUUGAUGUUGCUGUUUUCGUUAGUCGCACACUGGCUUGCUUGUAUAUGGUAUGUCGUUGCUGAAAAGGAAAACACAGUCAAUGAUAAUGGGUGGAAUAUUGGUUGGAUGUAUGCUCUUGCUGAUCGACUAAAAGUUCCAACAUCGAAUAUAACUAAUGUGGAAGCCUACACAACAGCACUAUACUUCACAUUUACAAGUCUUACGUCUGUGGGGUUUGGUAACGUAUCAGCUAAUACCACUGCCGAAAAAGUGUUCACUAUAAUAAUGAUGUUGAUUGGAGCUCUGAUGCAUGCCGUUGUGUUUGGAAAUGUAACUGCUAUAAUUCAACGGAUGUACACUAGGCGCUCAUUGUAUGAAAGCAAAUGGCGUGAUCUGAAGGACUUUACAGCACUACAUCAGAUGCCGAAGGAAUUGAAACAACGAAUCGAAGACUAUUUUCAAACGUCAUGGUCUCUUAACCACGGAAUUGAUAUAAAUGAAACUUUACGGGAAUUUCCAGAGGAACUACGUGGCGAUAUUUCCAUGCAUCUUCACAGAGAAAUUUUGCAGUUACCCAUAUUUGAAGGAGCCUCACAAGGAUGUUUAAAACUUUUAUCGCUGCACAUCAAAACUAAUUUCUGCGCACCUGGAGAAUACUUAAUACGUAAAGGAGAUGCUCUCAACUACAUUUACUAUCUUUGUAACGGUUCAAUGGAAGUAAUGAAAGAUGAAAUGGUUGUUGCGAUUCUUGGUAAAGGAGACCUCGUGGGUUCUGAUCUCAAUCUUCAAUUAGCUGGUAUAACAAAUGGGCAGUUAGCGGCCUCCAUCAGUAAUACUGGACAAGAUAUUGUUGUUAAAAGUAGUAGCGAUAUUAAGGCACUUACAUAUUGCGAUUUAAAAUGUGUACAUGUGGGUGGGUUGGUAGAAGUUCUACGUUUGUAUCCUGAGUACCAACAACAGUUUUCAAAUGAUAUUCAACAUGAUUUAACUUUCAACUUGCGAGAAGGCUUCGAAAGUCAAGAUUCCGACAUAGGACCCAAUUUUCCUUUACCUAGUAUAAAUGAGGAUGAUGAAAAUAUGCACGACAGCGAAGGCAAUGAUGAAGAUGUCGAUAGUGGUAUAGCAACUAUUUCGCCCCAUCACAGCAUUGCCACCCCCUCACCUUUACCUGUUCGUUCCCCUCUGCCAGCUGUUAACAGCCCACGAUUGUUAAAAAUUCAAAAACGAGGCCGAUCGCUAGGGCGGCUUCGGGAACGCUAUGAGAGGCAGCGUUCCCUAAAUGCUACAUUUAGCCUCGAUACUACUUCAUUUGAAGAUGAUCCCUGCGAAGAAGAGAGUGAUCUGCAUGCCUUCACCAAUCAGAAAAUACAUUCCUUGGAGAGGUUAGACUCACAAGUAAAUACUCUUCAUGAAGAUAUGAAUCAAUUAAGCUGCGAAGUACGAAAUGCUCUACAAGUAUUACAGGAAAUGACGUUCUCAACAAUUGCAUCGCAUGGAAGCCUAAAAUUUCCGCCUGCCCGAUCUAUUCCUAACAUCAGCGCAAUUUCACCUGGAAAUAAACACCCUUCCAUUAUCAGUGAAGAAUCUAGCCUUCAACGCAGUUCCUCGCACCCACCAAGUAUUUGGGGGCGAGAUUUGCACAAUGAACAUAACAAUGUGUUAAACCGCAGAUGUCAGGGGCCAGCAACACUUGCUAGCUCACCAGAUAAAUCCCAAAUAAUUUCACGCGCUUGUCAAACGGAUUUCGUAAACUUCAACGUUUGUUCAUUGGAACGCUUUAUUGUUAAGAAUCGGCGUCUUGUCCUAAAUAUUUUGGGAGUAGACUCAAACACUAAUACGAGCAAAAUCCAUUCCCCUUCACACUCACCAAAGACAAGUUCAAAUGACUUUAAAUUGGAUAUAUGUUUACCAAAUGAUCAUAGAUUUUCCGAAGCUGUGUUGCAGAUUGAAGAACCCAUUCCAUCAUCCACUAACGACUUUAUACUAAAACAUAAAUCAAAUCAUCCCAGUAGUAUUAAUUGUUUCAUAGCAGAUUAUUAUAGAAAUUUAACUGAAAAUUCAUCAGAUAAAAUUUCAGAGACUGUACGACAUGAUACUCAAUCUUCGGCUUCUCUGUUUUAUGGGGUGAAAAACUGCGAUGAUUCCCUAACAUUAGAACAAUAUAGCAAUGCAAAAUCUACUAACAUCAAUUCUGUCACAUAUCGGUUUUCCGCUGGAGAUGCUGAAAAUAUAGAAAAACAAAUUUUCCCAGUAUCUUCAACUUAUUCGCUUCGAAGCAAUAAUUAAAUAUAUAUCAUGCUAUAUAAAAUGGAUUUCAUGACUAAACCUAAAGUUGAGAAUAUAUCGUUGUGGUUGGCAAUUCGGAAUAACACAA
This is a messenger RNA of Stomoxys calcitrans (stable fly), 4392 nucleotides long. It is a transcript of the gene Elk, whose product is annotated as potassium voltage-gated channel subfamily H member 8. Gene Ontology annotation, biological process: regulation of membrane potential; potassium ion transmembrane transport. The transcript has 11 exons. Lineage: Eukaryota; Metazoa; Arthropoda; Insecta; Diptera; Muscidae. Gene Ontology annotation, molecular function: voltage-gated potassium channel activity. Gene Ontology annotation, cellular component: membrane. The coding region runs from base 981 to 4304 and encodes 1107 amino acids. The record is from RefSeq and is a predicted model, not a curated record.